AUGAAGGGCUUCUGCUCUACUGAGACGAGCUGUGACCAAGAAACCUGCUCUCCUACCAGCAGCCCCGCGAGCAAAGCAGUGCAAGAAAGCUGCCAAGAGUCCAAUGAGAAGCCUAUCAGCUGCCUACCAACCAGUUGUGACAGUGGCAACAAUAGCACAUCUGCUUGCUCUCCAGUUACUUCUGAUGAGCAGGGAUCCCAUCAAGGAAAUGACUACCAUUCAAUCACAGACAGUAGGAACAGUUCCUGCCAGCCAGUUUCCUGGAGACAGUCUCUGAGAUGCCAUCCUCAACAUUAUCAGACCUAUGGCUACCAACCUGGGAACUACAUGCCCUAUUGCUGUCAACCUUUGAGCUACCUAAACUAUGGUCUUCAGCCCAUGAGCUACAUGACCUAUGGCCGUCAACCCUUGAGCUACUUGUCUUAUAGACGUCAACCUCUUAGUUACAUAUCUGACUAUCACAGACCCAACAACUAUACAUACAGUCAUUUUCAACCAUUUUAUUCUCUGAAUGACUGGUAG
Suncus etruscus (white-toothed pygmy shrew) is the source of this 522-nucleotide messenger RNA. RefSeq names its product keratin-associated protein 26-1-like. Gene Ontology annotation, cellular component: keratin filament. The coding region runs from base 1 to 522 and encodes 173 amino acids. NCBI's taxonomy places the organism in Eukaryota, Metazoa, Chordata, Mammalia, Eulipotyphla, Soricidae. The transcript has 2 exons. The record is from RefSeq and is a predicted model, not a curated record. Gene Ontology annotation, molecular function: structural molecule activity.